AUGGUCGGUGCCUCAGGGAUCGAUGCCUCUGAACUUCAGCCCAGCCCACGGUGUCUAUUUCGGCAGCAGCUGGAGCUGCAAUGGUUUGAAAAUAAGAAACUUGUGAAGCGCCAGGAGGGGGAACGACUUUUUGAGCUUUUCUUGGACCUUCUUUAUGUUGUCAUUCUUGCGAACUUUGCCGAAGCACUAGCCAAGGAAAUUUCAGGCGCAUACCUCAUUAAAUCUAGUAGGCUUGGUGUAUACUAUAAAAUCAUGGGGACUCGUGCUUACCCAUACCCUCGAGAUUCCAGCGUCCACAGUGUAUCGUCGGGCCACUGGGAGGCCAUCCAACAUGCAAAAGUCAAAAAGGUCAACUUGCCCUGUUUGCUGAAGAGGAGAAGGUCCUCGUUAAAUGGAUUUUCCAGCUCCAUCGCCUUGGAAUUCCUGUUCAACCAUCACGAGUCCGAGGAAUGGCCGAACGCAUCCAAAGAAGAACAGGGGUCGAUGCCUCCGCGAGGAAAGAAUUGGGUGACGAAAUUUACAGAUCGAGACGCAGAAAUCGAAAGUGUAAUGGGUGCAAGGCUAUAUAAAGAGCGAUGGAACAGUGCUACUCGAGAAUCUAUGGAAGGAUGGUUCAACCUGCUUAAAAAGGUGUAG
Messenger RNA from Aspergillus tanneri, 636 nucleotides. RefSeq lists its product as uncharacterized. Lineage: Eukaryota; Fungi; Ascomycota; Eurotiomycetes; Eurotiales; Aspergillaceae. The coding region runs from base 1 to 636 and encodes 211 amino acids. The transcript is spliced from 4 exons. The record is from RefSeq and is a predicted model, not a curated record.